AUGUCUGCGGAGCUCACGCGACGAGCACGAAAGUGUUGUUGGAGUCUGGAGGAGCAGCAUCACAGAAUACAUGCUACCUACAGCAUUCUUAGUACCAUGUGGCCGUACACCUCGGCCAAUAUAUAUCCCCGGCAGUAUGCAAAUUGGCCCUCGCAAGAAAAGCAGGAGCGACCCGCCUGCCGCGCCACAGCUGGCGACUCUAAACUCCAUGAACACGAGCCACCGUCCCCGCCAGUGAUCACAGGAGCGAGGGACAUGUACGAGUCCCACGACGACAUUCAGCUACGGUGUCUGGCGGAGAACUUCCCGGUGUCGGGGCCCACGCCGGGCCUCACCUGGCUCCUGCAGGGCCGCCCGGCGCGGAGAGAGUACGUCUCGCCGUACAGAGACGACCCGUACGCCGAGCCUAUUGGCGUCACCCUACGCAUGCCCGCCAGCCAGGUAUCUCGAGGAGGAGGCAGCGUGGAGGCCGAGUGCCUCUUGAAGCUUGGGACCCACGAGCUGCGGUCGAGCACGACGCUUCGAGUGCGACAUCGACCCUCGUCCUAUCUCUCCAAUUACUUCUCCGCCGCAGGUUAA
This is a messenger RNA of Procambarus clarkii (red swamp crayfish), 579 nucleotides long. The record is from RefSeq and is a predicted model, not a curated record. NCBI's taxonomy places the organism in Eukaryota, Metazoa, Arthropoda, Malacostraca, Decapoda, Cambaridae.